Molecule: messenger RNA, 2196 nt
Organism: Penicillium griseofulvum
Lineage: Eukaryota; Fungi; Ascomycota; Eurotiomycetes; Eurotiales; Aspergillaceae
Product: ankyrin repeat domain-containing protein
Exons: 1
Coding region: 1-2196 (731 amino acids)
Biological process (GO): negative regulation of delayed rectifier potassium channel activity; neuronal action potential
Cellular component (GO): axon initial segment; synapse; membrane
Molecular function (GO): transmembrane transporter binding
Source: RefSeq, a predicted model, not a curated record
AUGUCGCUUCUUCAACUCCCCGCUGAACUGCUACUAGAGGUAUGUUCGUAUCUAGAAUUUGUCUACGAUCUUGGUUCCCUCUACCAAUGCCAUCCUCUUCUAUAUACUUUGUUGAAAGACAGAGUCCACCAACUACUCAAGACGGAGUCCGCCCAACCUCUGGCAUGGGCUGCGGCGAACGGGAAGGAAAUAUGUGUUCGCAAGCUGCUAGAUGCAGACGCGUUGAUUUAUGAUGAUCAUAGUUUCACCGACUCCUCCAUGGACCCUAUGAUGAUGGCUGCAAAGAAUGGCCAUUUUGAUAUUGUCCGAAUGCUCCUCGACCACGGAAUGGACCCACUUCUAGAGAUCUGUGAACACUUUUUCCUCUGCUGCUAUGAUCUUGAUCACUUUAUUUCCCUCGGAAAAUCAUUGUCCGCCUCAGUGAUGGAGGGUCACACCUCAGUUGUCGGUCUCUUGAUUGAACGUGGAUGUACCAGAAGCACUAAACGCUAUAUGGACAAGAAAAGUCAGGUGUGCGACUUAUUAUUAUGCUUAGCAGUCAUGAAGAGGCAUAUUCCGAUCAUCAAACUUCUGCUUGCAGAAGGUUGUAAUCCCAAUAUGUAUCUUGAGGCCCCUUUGCAUUAUGUUGCCGCGGCUCCUGCUACAAACACAACUAUGGAAAUUGUCCGUCUUUUAGUUGAUGCUGGGGCUGACAUCAUGUCAGAAAUGUCAGACCAAUCUCCAUUCUCACUUGCCUUGGAAACCGGCAAUGAGGCGUUCAUCAACUAUGCAUUCGAACAAGGGAUUACUCUUGAUACCGAAGUCAUCCUCGACAUGGUUGUCCGGAUUGCCGAGCAUCAAAAGAGAAUGGCGGCUUUCCUCCUGGAGAAGAUUGAUUUGGACAGCACAAUCCAUUUUAGUGAAUCUGUACGAUAUAAGCUUCUCUGUGCCGCUGCAACUGGUGGUUUUGAGGAGCUGAUGAAGAGACUAUUAGUUACUGCGCCUGCCCUCGGACGGCGGGCUUUUGAGCAUAACCAUGAUUAUAUUAUGGGUCUUGCUGUUGCAUCUGGCAAUAUCGGAAUGAUCGAGUUGUUGCUUCAACAGGACGCAUCUCUUGAUUGCGCCGUCUCUUAUCCAUCGGUUCUUGAGAGAGGAAUGGAUGGAGAAAUGGAUGGAGAAUGGGAUCCCGAUGCCUGCCUCCCUCCAAUGGUUCUCGCUCUUGACCGAAGCCACGACGAUGUCGUAAAGUACCUUAUUAACAAAGGCUUUGCUGUUAAGCUUGAGUCAGAGUAUAGAAAUCGUUUCCUUUUCAACAGAGCACUCUAUCUGGGCAAAGUGGAAAUCCUCCAAAUGCUUUUUGAGACUUCCAAUCCCCCAAUCGAAGAUAUUGCCUUAGCGAACGAUGGGCUAGCAAUUCUACUCGCAGUCUUAGGAGGAGAGGCGGUCUUCAAGUUACUCCUAGAUCAUGGAGUACAACUGCGACCGGAUUGUGUUGGACACUGCCGCGCGCUGGCCUGUGCUGCUAUGUUAGCUAAUGUGCCUAUCUUGAGGAUAUUUUUGGAUGCGGGCUUUAGUCUAGAUGUGCAGGGCUCAGAUCAUGGUACACUCGGCAUGUCAUUGAAAUAUGACCAAAACCGAGGCAGUACACUCCUCGCUCUCGCGGCUCAGGCGAAAGAUCGAAAUGCCGCGGAAACUGCAAUUGAUCUUUUGCUAGAACGUGGGGCACAGCUCAACCAGCCAAUUGGCUCCUCCAAUCACACGCCUUUGCUCUGCACGGUUUCGGGGAUAGCUAGUCAGAACAUUAGCGAUAUUGAAUAUUUUGUCGACUUCACCAAGCGUACAGAAGAGGAUAUAAGUGGGGAUCCAUUUAGGCACCAUCUCGAACACAACUACGAAGUGCCGGCAGCAAAGCUUCUAUUGGAUAAAGGGGCCGAUCCUCUCUUUCGGAACAAAAGUGGAAUAUCCGCCUUAAACCUGGCUGCAAAGAGAAAUGAUAUCAAAUUGGUCAAGAUGUUGCUAGAAUACGUUGGUCAAACCGUUCCGAUCAGUACAAUCAAGUCUCAUGUAUUAUUGGCAGUGACGGCCACGUCCAAGUCAAUGGACGAUUCUUGCUGCCUUACUUGCAGAAAUUGGGACAAGAAACAACCUUCUUUGACCAUCCAAAGGAUUCUCUGGGAUUAUUAUUGGCGCAAGGUUUACCAUUAUCCUAGCGAAUAG